Zingiber officinale is the source of this 1308-nucleotide messenger RNA. RefSeq lists its product as uncharacterized. The transcript has 6 exons. Lineage: Eukaryota; Viridiplantae; Streptophyta; Magnoliopsida; Zingiberales; Zingiberaceae. Bases 407 to 973 code for a protein of 188 amino acids. The record is from RefSeq and is a predicted model, not a curated record.
GACGAACGGAUUUCGUCCCAAAUUUGCCCUAAUAUUCCCGAUCCAUUCCAAAAUUCCCUAUCUCCUCUUCUCUUCUCAACUCGGUGACGGCAGCAGCGCGUAAUCCCUCUUCUUCGUCGAUGUCUCCGGCAGGUAAGUUUCAUUACUCUCCCCUCACCUCUCCGGCAUUUUCGGCACACUGCGGCCAGCCGUGCCUCGUCGGCGCGGCUGGCCUUGCACGGCAACUGCGGGGCGCUGGAUCUGGCCUUGGCUGGCCCGCUGGCGACCAGGGUCGGCCACCGGUGGCCCAGGCGGCUGCUGGUUGGCCAGGAGGGCCGCUGGCGGCCGAUCGCCGCCCCUUGGGCCGCUGUGGCCCCCUGGCCGCUACCAGGCCGGGGUGGCCGCUGCCGGCCCCUAGGUGCACCGAAUGCAUACUGCCUUCAGGGACUAUGAGAGGAGUUACGACGCCCACAUCGCAGGGUCACUUCACUAUGCCAGUGACACUUUCUCAGAGAGGAUGUCGGACCUCGCCCACGCUGUCAAGGGCAAGGACACCCUAGUCUUUCAUUCCGCCCUCAGCCAGGUCGCCCCUUUUCUUCUCUUGUCAAUUGUUGUGGCUGGCGCAUUGGUGGUCAACUCCACUGCUGUGCGUGGUGGUUUUAGGUGCGUUUACGCACCGGGAUUCACUGGAGAUGGUUUUGCUGGGGGCACUGGAUGUCUUAAAUGUGAGAUUGCUGGACUCGAGUCAUUAUUUAUAUUCACUGCCUUACAUUCCAAUACAACAAACAAACAAAAAGAAAGCAAUGAUCCUCAAGAUGAGAAUGACAUAGGGUGCUACAAGGGGAGGUUUUGCAUAAAAAGAAUGGUUAUUCUUGCUGAUACAAUCUUGCCUAAGAUUGAAAGUAACAAGUUUCCUGAGAUUGUGGAUCCAACAUGUGCAGACAACAUGUGCAGCAAUAGCAGAAUAAAGCCUAAACUAGAGAAUACAAACUAGAACAUAUCAGAGAUGACCAUUCAUCGGAGAUGUGUAUUCCUUUUGAGGUAUUGUAUGCAUGAAAGAAGUUUGAAGGUGAUUGUGUUGAAGGCAACCGGACAAGCAAUCAAAAAAGUUGUAGCUGCUAUUGGAAUUAUCAAGGAAAAGAAGAAAGGAAAAGAAGGCGAAUGAAGCUCGGGAUGAUGAUUUGUAUUGUCCUUUUUUUUUUUUUGCUUUGGAUGUCUUGUUAGAUUUGUUGUUUGGAUUAUGACUUGUUGACCUUUGUAUGUUGCAUAUUAUAUGACUUGUUUGGAUAUUGUUUAUUUGUGUAUGAAUAUGAUGUGUUUAAUUUUGAA